GAAUGGCAAUGAUCAUUGAACAUUUACUAGGUGGCUGGUUCGGGUGUUGUUGACCUGUGAGAGAUGAAGGAACGCUCUAUCGGUAUGUAUCAGUACAGGUUCGUCGUUGCCGUUACGGUGGUGCUGGCUCUGAGUUACGGUGUUUCAUCGGAACAACUGAGCUCAAGAGAAUGCGAGAAUCUCGGUUUCACCGGACUCGCUUUGUGCUCUGACUGCAAUACUCUAUCCGAGUAUGUCAAAGACAAAGAGUUGGUAUCGGAUUGUCUCAAGUGUUGUGCGGAUGACUCCAAUGAUGCCACUACUAAGAUUACGUACUCUGGAGCAUUACUGGAAGUUUGCAUGAGGAAACUUGUUUUCUAUCCUGAAAUUGUUGGCUUUAUUGAAGAUGAAAAAGACCAGUUCCCUUCAGUUAAAGUUCAAUAUAUUUUUAAUUCCCCACCAAAGCUAAUUAUGCUGGAUAAUGCGGGGCAACAUAAAGAAACAAUCAGAAUUGAUAAUUGGAAACGCGAGCAUAUACUGCAGUAUCUGCGAGAGAAGGUAAAACCUUCAGCGGCAGCUGCUUGAGAAGCUUGUAUUCGAUUUCUCCUUGCUUUGCACUCUUGUUCUUGUCACGAGCUCAAAAAAAGUGAAAGGAGUAUAUAUUGUAACUUAAACAAAACCAGUUAGACUUGCCAUUGUCACUGCUUACUAGGGACAGAAUGAUUCAAAUUAUUAGCGUUUAUGUGAUAGUUGAUGUGAUAAUUGAUUCUGAUGGGGCAGUUUACUUUUUUCCAGUUAUGGCAACUGUAGAGAUAACGUAUUGUAAGUCAUAUAUUGUUUCUUUUAUAGCAACUGUAGAAUAAUGUGCACCUACUGUUUCAAUAUCAACUACUGGUUUUGGCAUUUCUAUAA
Messenger RNA from Vicia villosa (hairy vetch), 891 nucleotides. RefSeq lists its product as uncharacterized. Gene Ontology annotation, molecular function: oxidoreductase activity. The coding region runs from base 64 to 564 and encodes 166 amino acids. The record is from RefSeq and is a predicted model, not a curated record. Lineage: Eukaryota; Viridiplantae; Streptophyta; Magnoliopsida; Fabales; Fabaceae. Gene Ontology annotation, cellular component: endoplasmic reticulum lumen. The transcript has 4 exons.